GCUUAUUUAUUUGCUUUUCUUUUAUUCUUUUACUUGUUUUAGUCAUUUGACUGCUGCCAUGCUGGAGCACCACCUUUAGUUGAACAAAUUGACCCCAGGACUUAUUCUUUGUUAAAAUGCUUGAUGUUACACCAAGUAUUACUGCCAGUUUCGUUCUCUAGGAUUCUAGCAAACAAACUUUACCUGAGCCCCUUUGCUUUUACAAGGCAGGGGUUUUCGUUUUACCGUGCAUCAGCUUGUUACCUCAAUCUUUUGCUUAGCUCUUUGGAUUUGAAUUCUCUCCAGCUUCUACCUUCACGAAUAAUGGCCGACAACAGAUUUAUUGUGGUGUAUGCCAAGCUGGGCACAUCCAGCUGCAAAAAAUGCAAGACCAAAAUUGAAAAGGCUGCUUUGAGGAUUGGUAAAGUGGUACCAAAUCCUUUCUCUGAUGAUGGAGGAGACAUGAAGCAAUGGUACCAUCCCUCUUGUAUCUUUGAAACAUUUCUUCGAGCAAGGCCUACUACCAAGAUUAUCGAAGAAGCAGAAGACCUGGAUGGAUUUCAAGAUUUGCAACAAGACGAUAAGGAUUCUGUGAACAACUUAAUAAAAGACUUCUUUGAUAAUCCACAAAAUAAACGGAAACGACCUGGUACUAGCAGCACCAGCAGCAGCAGUAGCAAUACCAUUUCUAAAACUUCCAGUACUGCUAAAAAGGAAGAGAAGAAAAAGCCUUCUGCUGAUGUGAAAGAAAGCAAACCACCUCCACCACCAUCACCGUCCAGUAAUAAUGCUGAAAGUGAAAGUAAAGAGGGCAAGAAAGGCGGCGCCAAAGAUGAUGCAUUCCGAUGUUUCCGACAACUUUGUGCCAAGAUUGCUGAGGAGAACACUUACCUGGGGAAGACACAGUUGGUGUCGGAUAUGUUGACGAAAGGGUCUUCUGGAGAUGUCUUCUGCGGAGAUACCUAUCUAUGGCUGAAACUUCUGCUGCCAGGUGUUGUGAAAAUUGUUUACAACCUGAAUAGCAAACAACUUGUUAAGUUAUUUAGUCAGAUUUUUGGUGAAAACCUUGAAGAAAUGGUGAAAGACUUAGAACAGGGGGAUGUUGCUGAAACUAUCCGGAUGUUCUUUGAAAACAACAGCAAGUUGCUACCUCAGAAGAAAAGCACCAUCUCAAUACAGGAAGUGGAUCAACUUUUAACAGAUCUCUCAAAAGUUACUAAAGAAGACGAUCAACAGAGAUAUCUCACCAAAAUUGCUAAAAGGUGUACAGGUAACGAUCUGAAAAUGGUGAUUCGCUUGAUUAAGCACGACUUACGGAUUAAUGCUGGUGCUAAACACAUCCUUGAUGGCCUUGACCCCAAUGCUUAUGCUGCAUUUCAAGCUUCUCGCAGUCUCCAAGAUGUUGUUGACCGGGUGCUCCAAAACCGACGUGAAAACAAAUUGGGACUGGAGAAAAAAUUAAGCGUACGGGCAUCUCUAAUGACGCCAGUUUUGCCCAUGUUGGCUGAGCCGUGUCGCUCUGUUGAGAUGGCCAUGAGGAAAUGUCCUGGUGGAUUUUAUGCAGAAAUCAAAUAUGAUGGGGAACGAGUUCAAGUUCAUAAAGAUGGUUCUGAAUUCCGUUAUUUCAGUCGUUCUUUAAAACCAGUCCAACCACACAAAGUGUCUCACUUCAAGGAUUAUAUACCAAAAGCUUUCCCAGGAGGCAAUAAUUUGAUACUAGAUGCUGAGGUUCUUCUGAUUGACAAUGCCACCAGUACCCCGCUGCCAUUCGGAACUCUUGGAAUACAUAAGAAAGCAGCAUUCAAGGACGCAAAUGUUUGUCUGUUUGUCUUUGACUGUCUACAUCUGAAUAAUGAGAACCUGAUGGAGCUUUCUAUUAAAAAACGGAGAAAGAUUCUUGAGGACAACAUGGUCGAGAUACGGAAUCACAUCAUGUUUUCAAAGACUCAAUUUAUUACAGAACCAACUGAUCUCCAGUCUUUAAUGACAAAGGUCUUUCGUGAAGGAUUAGAAGGACUUGUUUUGAAACAUAUUAAAAGUAUUUAUGAACCAGGCAAGAGACAUUGGUUGAAAGUGAAAAAAGAUUAUUUAGAACAAGGAAGUAUGGCAGACUCUGCUGAUUUGGUUGUUCUUGGAGCUUACUAUGGCACUGGAAAUAAAGGUGGACUUAUGUCGGUGUUUUUAACAGGAGUAUACAAUCCAUUCACCAAAAAGUGGUGUACUGUUAGCAAAGUUGGUAAUGGUUUCGAUGACAGAACCUUAGACCGUUUGCAGAAGGAGCUGAAGAUGGUAAAAAUUAGCAAGGAUGUUCAGAAAGUACCAUCUUGGUUAAAUAUAAAAAAGAAUGUCAUACCAGAUUUUAUUGUUGAAGAUCCAUAUCAGGCACCAGUUUGGGAGAUCACCGGAGCAGAAUUUAGCAAGGCUGAAAUUCACACAGCUGAUGGGAUUUCCAUUAGGUUCCCUCGUCUCACCAAAAUACGAACAGAUAAAAGCUGGAAAGAAGCAACUGACCUACCAAGGCUUAAGGAACUUUACAAGUCAUCGAAAGAGGUGUCCGACUUUCCAAAUCUCGUUACUCCGAAGGCAUCACCUGCAGAUGACUCUUCUAAAGAAAAUGACUUCAAAGGAGAUGCAGAACAAAGCAGCGAUGACCACAAAAACAGCCAGUCGUCCCUGCAAAAGACUCCGGUCAAGCGGAAAAUACCAAUGAAAGAGGAGCAGGAAUCACCAGGGCAAUCUUCAAAAAGCAAAGCACGUAAAAUUGAUGAAAUGUUUCAGAAAUCUCGUUCUGAUAAUGUGGAAGGGGACAAAAAAUCCUCAACAUCAAAGGAGAAGAAACCAAUGUGUAAAUAUGGCAGUGGUUGUUACCAAAAGAAUCCUCAACAUUUGGAAGCUUUUGACCAUUCUACAUCGUCCAGUGGUUCUGCCAGUGCUUCUGUGUCAGAUCCACUGCCCAAUGUGUUCCAUAACCUGAAGAUUUACCUUCCUAAAAAUAUGGAAUCCUACAAGAAACUGAAGCGAUUCAUUAUUGCUUUCGAUGGAGAAGUAUUGCUGGAACAUGACGUCUCCAACGCCACCCACCUUGUCAUUGUCAAAGAUCUCAAUGAAAGUGAUGUCAGCUCAGCUUCGCCUUCAGCUGUCUGUAUAACGUCCGAGUGGCUGUGGAAAUGUAUUAAAAAGAAGCAGUGUGUACCGACACAAAAGUAUGUCUUCACUGCCUGACAACAUCUUCAUUACGAGCCGCAUGCUUCCAGCUGCAGAGGAAUUGUUACGAAAGAAAAAAGAAAAAAAAAACAAACUAACAAAUAGAAAAACAAGAAAGCUUUGAGAAUAAACCAAGACUUUUCUGUUGAUGUUCCUAUACUGCAGCCCCACCCAUGAGAAGCACCACAGGCGCAUCAGUGGAAGACGGGGAGGGCAACCGUAUGAAUUAUUUCUCUUUUAUCAUGGCACAAAUGAGUUUUAAACAAAAAUAACAAAAAUUAUUUAAAAAUCUUUUUUUUUCCUUUAUUUUUGGUUUCUCAAAUGAAGAACAUUUAUAAUGAGAUUGCAAAGUAAAAAAACAAAAGCCAAGCAAAAAAUAUGAAAAAGAAAUCUGACUUCUUUUGCAUAA
This is a messenger RNA of Octopus bimaculoides (California two-spot octopus), 3592 nucleotides long. RefSeq names its product DNA ligase 3. Gene Ontology annotation, cellular component: DNA ligase III-XRCC1 complex; nucleus. The record is from RefSeq and is a predicted model, not a curated record. Gene Ontology annotation, biological process: DNA biosynthetic process; DNA recombination; lagging strand elongation. Gene Ontology annotation, molecular function: DNA binding; DNA ligase (ATP) activity; zinc ion binding. Lineage: Eukaryota; Metazoa; Mollusca; Cephalopoda; Octopoda; Octopodidae.